AGCCCCUCGUGAAGCGGAUAGACAGCAGCGAAGUGUUUGAAACUUUGAGCGAGAGUAGCGUUACACACGCACACACACGCGCCCGCGCGCGUUGGCUUUUAAAUACACGUACUAAUAACACGCCAGCCUCGUCUGCUUGCCGUUUCCUCUAAAACCGCGGAAUUGUGUGAAUGUGGAGAAGAGGAGAGAACAACGACGUUUAUAUCCGCCUCCGCCGCAGCGCCUUCGCCUUCUAACCAAAGCGGACUUUCUGGAGACUCUUCGUGCCGCCGACUUCCCGCCGACUGCAUCGCAGAGAGGGAGGCGCUCGCGUGAAAGGUGCCCGUCCAGUCACCGUCCUCCUACUGGAAGCUGCAGGAUGGCUAGAAGACUCCCCAUUCCCUGGUUGCUUUUUGCCGCCUUCUGCCUGGCGUCUGCAGGGCCGGUGUUUCGCAGCCCGUGUGAGCUGCUGCCCGUGGGGACCGGACACCCGGUGCAGGCCACGUCCAGGAGCUUCACAGUCUUGUCGGGCUGCGCCAGCCGGGGAACCGCCGGCCUCCCUCAGGAGGUGCACAUCAUCAACCUGAGAGGACGUCUUCCAGAGGGACCAGGCAACGCCCCGCCUGAAGUUGAGCUGCAUCUGAAGCCGAUCCAGUCUCUGCAUCGCCACCAGAAGCCACUGGUCUUAGUGCUGAACUCCCCCCAGCUGCUGAUCUGGAAGAUCAAGACGGAGAACCUAGAGCCGCACGUCAAACGAACCUUUCUUGUGCCCGAGGGCUCAGAGGUCCACUUCCAGUCGGGGAGCUUCUCCCUCUGCCAGAUCCAGAAGGAGACCCUUCCCCAUGGCAACGAGCACCUCCUCAACUGGGCCCAGAAGAAGUACGGGGCCGUCACCUCUUUCUCUGAGCUCAGGGCGACUCAAGACAUCUUCAUCAAAGUCGGAGAAGAUCCGUUUUUUUCUGACACCUGCAAGAUUGAUACCAAGUUCCUGUCUCUGAACUACCUGGGCGGCUACGUGGAGCCACAGGCAUCAAAGGGUUGUGUCUUAUCCGGCCCAGACAAAGACCAAGAGGUCCACAUCGUUGAGCUCCAAGCCCCCAACUCCAGCAGUGCUUUCCAGGUGGAUGUCAUAGUGGAUCUACGACCUCUGAAGGACGACGUCGAGCUGCAUCGCGACGUCGUCUUGCUGCUCAAGUGCGCCAAGUCGGUCAACUGGGUGAUCAAGGCCCAGAGGGUGAUUGGAAAGCUGGACGUGGUGGCCUCUGAUACCGUGAGUGUCAGUCUGAAUAUGGAGCGACUGAUGCAAGUGUCAAACUCCCCCAAACAGCUCUUGCCAUCGGGGCCUCAAGCCUUGAUCAAGUGGGCAGCGGAUCACGGCUACGGCCCAGUCACGUCCUACACCAACACUCCUGUGGCUAACCACUUCAACAUCCGACUCAGAGAGCCAGAUGUGGUGGAUCCUCUGGAGAGCAUGUUGCCUCCAGAGCUCUCCAUCCUGCGCGACUCCAGUCCCCAUCCAAGACCCAGAGCUGCAGCCCGGCGCUCCAGUCUGCCCUUCCCCCUCCACCUGCCUGCGUCCGACGGUCUGCCCUUUUCUCUGCCCUCCUUUUCCGACCACCCGCCCUGGGCGGGCGGGGAACCCGACAAGCAUCAGGGCGUCCUGAGUGUCGGCCUCAGCGUGCAGUGUGAGGACACGAGGAUGGUGGUCAGCAUCAAUAAAGAAAGCCUGCAGGCGAAGGGUUUUACUCAUGCCAACCUCACUCUCAAAGACCCAGCUUGCAAAGCAACAGUCAAUGCCACCCACUACACUCUGGAGACUCCUCUGACUGGCUGCCUGACCACCGUGUUCCCCAUGACGGGGAGCCCAAUGGCCUUCCACCUCAACUCUGUUUGGAUAACUCGUGCUGAGAUCAAGGAUGGGAGUGGCAGGCCGCUGGAUUACGAGGAUCUGGAAGUUGGAGACGCGGUGGAGGCAGGCAGGACGUUCACGGAGCCGGCAGAGCAACCGUCAGUCAUACGGUUCAACUGCACGUACCGUAAGAGCCAGGAGACCUCAGCAACCCGUCCCAGGAUUGUACCGGGGCCAGGAAGGCAACCGCCGAGCAACAUGACCUUUAACAUGGACUUGUACGACACGCCGGCGUUCAACAAACCCUCCCGCCAGGCCUUCUACACCGUCUCGCAUCAGCAGCGAGUCUUUGUGGAGGUCUCAUCAGCUGCAUCAGAUCCGGAGCUCGGGUUCAUCCUCGUAUCGUGCUUCAUUUCCACCAACUCCGACCCCAGUUUGGGCUCCGACUACACUCUCAUUGAGACAGUCUGCCCCAAAGACCAAUCGGUCACGUUCUGUCCUCAGGAGGAUCCCCCUGUCCCUCACACGCCGGCCGAGAGGCAGAGCUUCAGCUUCACCUUCAACUCAAACUUCAACACGUCUCUGCUUUUCCUGCACUGCGAGAUGUCUCUGUGCUCCAAGAGACCCCAAAGCAACGGGAGACUACCAACGUGCUUACAAACCGGUGAGAGCUGCGAUUCCAUUUCCAUGGACAACAUCCUGACAAUGAUGAUGAACAAAAAGACGUCUACCAAGCCGCUGGUUGUGGUGGACGGACCUGGUCAAUCCGAGGACAUGGGAACUCCUUCUCACCCACACGGUCCUCCCGAUGACGCUGAAGGGCUGUCCGUGCUGGACACUCCGACGGUGGUGGGGAUCGCCUUCACGGCCUUCGUGAUCGGGGCUCUGUUGACUGGAGCCCUGUGGUUUAUCUACUCGCACACAGGUGAGAAAGCAGGAGCACAGCAGGUGGAGAAGCCCCAGCCGGUCUCAGAGAACAGCAGCGCGGCCCACAGCAUCGGCAGCACACAAAGCACGCCCUGCUCCAGCAGCAGCACGGCGUAGCCCAGGACGCUGCCCGGCCGCUCGCCGGUUCCUUCGAUCUCCUUCCACGAGAGGAACUAUAUUUUUGAGGAUGUGAUAUAAAGGAGACAAGAGAGUAGUAGGAUUUGAAAAAAAAAAACACACAACAUCACUUUUUGCAUCCUUGCAUGUAAAUUCCUUUAGUGCCACUUCAAGUGUGUGCAGGCAAAUAUAGUGUCCUGUUGCUACUGGGCUGCUGGUGAAGCAACCCCACCUUACCAGCCUCACCUCAUAUCCAGUUAAACCAGUAAAACUACAACAAGCCAAUGUAAGUUCCGGCACUUCUUUCCAUUCAGACUGCUUUUGUUUUGACCCUGAGAGUCGUGCUGUUUGUAGCAGUGAUGUCAGUACUAGUAGGUGUGAUAUCAAUGGCCUGUAACACCUCACAAUGUGCAUCCCUGAAUGUGGCAAAGGAGCAAAGCAACCACUAUUAACAUGCGGACAAAUGUGCAGUAUAAACAGAAGUCGUCAUCUUGAUACACAGAGAGCGAGAGGGGGGGCGGGUGGGACUGGCUUUAGAAAGACAGUGUAGCUGUGAAUGUAUACAGAAGAAUAGAUGCCAAAAAAUGUGAAAGAAAAAUGUGAACGACAUGCUGUUGAAAUGGCACGUUUUGUAACGCGCGCAUACGUCCCUCCUAAUAGAUUUAUACACACAUGUAGUAAUGUCCUCUAGUGGACGGACCUCUGAGCCUCACGUUAUACAUCCGCAGAGUAAAACGUUGGAUAACACAAGUACCGAGCUUGUAACGGCAGGGGAUUAGCUUAGCUUAGCAUUAGGGCAAAAAGUAGAGGGAAACGGGUAGCUUUCUGAAAAAGAAAAUGAGAUGAAGGGAAACUAUUUGCCACGUCUCGCUAUUUGCCCCCAGCUUCCAGUUGUUAUGCUAAGCUAAGCUAAUCACCUCCUGGCUCCAAAGUCCGUGCUCAACAUACAGACAUCACGUAGUGGUAUCAUUCCUCGUAUCUCACUCGAUUCUGUGAAUUCUCCAAAUUGUUGCAAAGCAAAGUGCUGCUCCUGUACUUUAGAUCAGUCAAGGACAUCACACACAGAAUGACUGAGGAGUUGAUGCAGUUUUGGUCCUAGUGUCCUUCACGCUUCUGUCUUUAUUAUUGACAUUUUAAAACAGCAUCAAAUCUUGUUUGAGAAAUGUUUCAAAAUGAACAACAACCUUAUUCAACAUUACCAACUAGGUGUUUUACAUUUAGCGACUUUUGGAGCCAGCGCUGCUUGAUUGGACAAUUGUUUUUCAGUUGGAUCAAUUUUAAAAAUGCAGCACACUCUUGCCGGUUCCUCAACAUCACCAACCCCGUCUUAAGCUGGUGACUAUUGUUCUGUACACAGUCCAAUUCUUCUCAUCCGACAGAGUUGAUUGGUUACAGCAUAAAGCCAGACAGUGUACAGAAUCAUCUUUUUGGAUGAAUCUCUGCGCUGACGGUGUGUUGUUUUAAAAAAACCUCCACGGCUUCCCCACCGCCUAGAACGAUAUGAAUGUUUGCUGCCUUCCUCUGCCCGCGCGUGUUCUUUGGAGACUGUGUGUGCGGCUGACGAGGCCCUUCGAACUUUCCCUGUAAAGACCUGAACAGCCACCAGAAAACCAGAAUGUAUAUUAUCUCAAAGCUUUCCAUGUUUGUUUUUUUCUUUCUUAUGUAAACAUGUGUCAAACUUUCUACAGAGGAAACAGAGUCUAAAUAUAUAUUUGUGCAUAAAAUUAUAUUUUGGAAUAUAUUUACCAAGAGAAAUGUAUUGUCUGCCAUGUGUGUAUGUACUGUGAAUGUGCCACAACAUAAUACGUGUUCAUGGGGAGUUCAUUCUGUUUAAUUAAUUACAGCUUCUUGGCACGUUUUGUGACACUCUAAAGGAUGAGCAUUCAAUUAUUAUACUUAUUGCAAUAAUUAAAGUAAUGUUAUAGUACCUUUCCGAUGAAUACAUCAAAUAAGAAAACACUUUUAACACGCAUUAGUAAACGGAGUGAACUCCUCCCAGACUUAAAGGGAAAACUUUUCUGUGGGCGUCCGCUCUGUGUUGAUGGUCGAUGUGGUCAAUCAAUCUGAACUACGGUCACUUUGAAGGGAGGUGAGAACUGCAGGCUGCAAUGCAUCCUGGUACACGUAGGCACUGCUGGUGUGGCUCGCCGUGAGCAACGUGUACGUUUACCAUCCACGCUGACCGGACAUGCACGUGCAAAGUGGCAAAUUCUCCCUUUAAGCGUUCCUCCUUCGGCUGCCGCAGGGUCACAUCACAACAAACCCCACAUCGAGUAUAGUCACAACGACACAAACCCCCUUGAAAAAAUAAUGAAAAAAAUGUAAAACAAUGCUGAAAACGACAGCAAUUAAACCAGAAAAGAAAGCAGAAUGCACAAUAAGCGUGUCCUGUAAAUGCAGCGUGGAUUCAACCGUUAACUCUGCUUCUGGAAACUCAACUGGUUUCAAUAACCCUCGAGAAAUAAUUGUCAAUGAGUAUUAAAACCACUUGGUUCUGUUUGUUUUCUUCUACCGGGCCGGUUGCCAUGUCUGUUAGUGCCAAAAACCUCAGUUAUUAGAUAAAUAUGCGGCAGCGACACGCUGCUGUCAUGGGGCGGCGUGUGCAGGGAAAGGUCCGUGCUUGGAAGGAGCGCCGGCGGUCAUUGUGGGAACGAGGCUUUCUGACAUUCCUCCAGUCGCUGCCUUUCUCUUAUCGACUGCGGCGAAACCAUCUCCUCGGUGUAAUUACCGCUGCCCUCCCGCUCAUCAGCGUGGUUACGGAAUAUGGAAUAAUGACGCUGUAUCAGAUAAAAAGGAGCAGUAUUCUAGUCGUAGAUCACAGGAUGAAACAGUUAAUGCUGACCUGAAAACAGCUGUAAUCGGAAUGUACGUGGUUAUCGAUUGUAUUUUUUUUAACCGUUUGACUACCUCAUGUUUCUCUAUGAAUGUGUAAUGUUCGUGCUGCGCUGCGUGUCUCUUUUCUGUACGUCUGUAGAUUAUACCGCGGUUGGGGCCGUUUAGGGGCCCCGCGUGGUUUUGUUGCAGUUUCCCGUCUAUUCUUCAAUCUCAAAGCAAGAAGAGUUUAAGCUUUCCCAUGUUGCCAAGAUGGAUUUUUGUUUUCUGUGGGGAGGGGAACGUUGUAAAUUUGUAAAACUUUGAUAAGCCCUUGAUAUUUUCCUUCAGGAUUUCGAAACCUUUUAUAUGCUGUAAAUACGCAUGAUACCUGUGUACCCGUUAUGUCCAAUAAAAUCAGUGUAAUAACGUA
Molecule: messenger RNA, 6116 nt
Organism: Gasterosteus aculeatus aculeatus (three-spined stickleback)
Lineage: Eukaryota; Metazoa; Chordata; Actinopteri; Perciformes; Gasterosteidae
Gene: tgfbr3
Product: transforming growth factor, beta receptor III
Biological process (GO): regulation of transforming growth factor beta receptor signaling pathway; cell migration; epithelial to mesenchymal transition
Molecular function (GO): transforming growth factor beta binding; type II transforming growth factor beta receptor binding; glycosaminoglycan binding
Source: RefSeq, a predicted model, not a curated record